Molecule: messenger RNA, 2469 nt
Organism: Trichogramma pretiosum
Lineage: Eukaryota; Metazoa; Arthropoda; Insecta; Hymenoptera; Trichogrammatidae
Exons: 4
Coding region: 27-2303 (758 amino acids)
Source: RefSeq, a predicted model, not a curated record
CUGACAUCGUUUGUCUAAGAGUAACGAUGGCGUGUUGCGCUAAAGAAAAAUAUCGUACGGUUAAUGGUAACAUUUCAAAAGACUUCGAUCAUUUCACAGACGAAGAUGAUUUUGAAUUUCAGUUUCUACCUGCUGAUAAAUUCAAAAAUAUCAUUAAAAAUGUGAAAAGACAAAGAACGCGAGAUGAAGAAGAAAGACUUUAUUCAGCCUACUUUGAAGAAAAGCAACAAGAAAUGAUCAAGUGUAAUCAUGAUGGACAAAAACUUAAAUCUAGCAAAACUCUUGAAGAAACAUUUCAAGAUGUGGACAGAGAAUUAACUCGAUUAGAUGCUGAUUUAUCAAAAGUAAACACUCAUAAAUUCUCUAAGAGAAGAAUACAAUCAGCUAAUUGUGAAAGAAGGGAUUCGCAUGUUGAAAAAGAAAAUUGUGACUGCUGUACUAAUAUUUUAUUAACAGAGCCUCAAAAAGGAAGUUCGUGUUGCAUAAGCGAUACAUCAGAAUCUCACAAUGCAUGUAGAACUUACAUAAGAAAAUCUUUAUCGGAACAAACACUCAAAAACAUUAGACCCCAUUAUAGAUGUCAUCGUUAUAAAGAUAAUUUUGAGUGCAAUUCUAGUCCUGAAGUCAGCCCAGAUCGAUUUAGCAACGAUGAAGAUUAUAUGCCUGUGCAUCCAGAUCCUCUUGUUGUCACUAAAAUUUUAAACAUCCAAAGAAAAAUAUCUAUUGUCUUAGAAAAUAUUUCAUGUGAAAUUGAUAGAAUUCCUUUACCUGAUGGCGAAGAUGAUUACCAACGAAGACAACAAAGAGUUGUGGAAUUUUCUACUAGGCUAUCGAGAAAUUACUUAUAUGAUUUAGGCAGGCAAAUAGCAGAUAUUCUUAAACAUAUAAAAGCAAUUGACCCAAGUUAUAAAAUGAGAUUAUGCAGAAGAGGGGUUAUUCUGCAUAUGCAAGCCAUAGAACAAAAGUUAUUGAGUGCUCAUCAACUGACUUUUGCUGCUCUAAGUGCUUACUGCAAGCAUAUUCCUUGUUCUGUCCUGAAAAAUAACCCUGGAAAAUUGCAGAAAAUUUUGCAAACAGUUGUGCAACUAAAAAAUAUUUGUCUUGGAAUAAAACUCACACCAGAUCAAUAUUCAUCUGGAGAUGAUAAAGAUACAUUUUUAGGAAAAGAGACUGAAAGUCGUUGUACUGCAAUUUUGAACAAAUUUGGUGCUGCUUCUGAACAUGAAUCUCAAUUUGCUAGUCAUACAACUAGAUCAUCUAUUAUGACACCUACUCGCAAUAAUAAACAACAAAUUAAAAGUAAAAUUGCUCAUAGAUUGAGUAUGUAUGCACCAGACUUUAGAUUAUUAAAAACUUAUCAGCCUAAGAAAACUCACAGCAUGUUUCAGAUAACAAAAAAUCGGAAACAAAAUUGCCUAGGAUGCAAACAACAAAGUAAUCCUUCUAUGCUGAAUAAGAAAUCAAAUUCUCUAUUAGCUAAAACUGAUAUAACUAGUGCAAAUAAAAUUGCAAGAAUUGAUAUUCCUCAAAAAGAAGAUGAUAUACAAACUAUAAUGGAAACAGUUCCACUUGAUUCUGAUAUUGAUAGUCAUCGAUCUGCAAAAUGUACAAACAGAAGAGAAAAUUUUCAAAAAACCAAUAAGCUUCUUAAUACCAAUUCUAAUCUUAAAGAAGCUGCAAAAUUGACCAAUUCAAAAUUCAAAGGAAAAGACUUAUUAAUAGAUCAAUCAAAGAAUGAUGAAGCUGCAUCUUUAUUACCUGUAAUUGGAGAUUUGUUGUCUUUAGUCCAAAGUAAUGAUAGCAAAACAGCAUCUAUUCCUCCAAGCUCUAUAGAUACUUUGUACAAGUUUUUAUCAAAUUUCCAAACUCAGGUGGAAACAAAACCGCAGACCAAAGAUGACAAUGUAAUUGGUACUAAAAAUAUAAAGCUUAUUUCUUGCAUUGAAAAAAAAGAUGAGUUAGAGCAAGCUCAUAAUGUAAAACCAACCAAUCCCAAGAAAAAUAAACAACUUAUUAAAUCGAACGAUUUUUCAUGUCAGACUACUUACGGGAAAAACAGCGAGAAAAUAAAAUUAAAAAUAUCGGAUAAAGUAAUUGCAGGUAUUCUCAAUUACCAAAAUCAAUAUGAAGAGUCACUGAAGAGUAACCUCAUGUACAACAGUAAUUCAAACAAUAAACCUUGGGAUGUAGUUUCAUGGAUUUCUGAUAAGCUUGUCGAAGAAUUAAUUGUGGAUUUGUCAGAUGAUUUUCAAAUGGAUGAUAUCAUUCACAAGCUUUUUGAUUUAGAAUUCCAAGAAUUUUAACAUAUUAAAUUAUUUUCUGUAUUAAUUAAAGGAAGUUUCAAAAUUACGUGUUUGCAGAAAAUGUAUAGAAUCAGUGAUCAAUAGAUCAAUUAAAUUGAAAAUUUAACUUAAAAAGCAAGAACAAAAGCAAGAACAAUAUUCAACACGUAAAAAGAGUCAUUUUUUA